UCCAUCUUACCGUCCGUCUUACCGUCCAUCAGUAAGUGUUUGUAAUUUGUAGCAAGUGAAACAGCUUUUGUAAAAGAUUGUUCCCAGUUGAAGUCCCACCAUGUUGUUACCGAUGGGACAAUUAUUUCUCCUACUAGGCUUAGUGCUUCCCUUUACCAAAGGUCUGUUUAUUAAUCCGUACGAAAAAGUUUGGCCCCGUGGUCAGUUUUUGUCUUCACCGAGGAACGGAAGCAAUGGCGAACCGCUACUGCUAACACCCUACAUCGAAAGCGGCAACAUAUCGGGAGGUCAAAGUGCGGCCCGGGUCCAACACAGCCGUAUAAGAGGGUUCGAAUCGUACGCCGGGUAUCUCACCGUAGACAAGCACUUCAACUCAAACCUAUACUUCUGGUACUUUCCGGCGAAAGCGAACCGCACAACGGCACCGCUCGUUCUCUGGCUGCAGGGUGGUCCCGGCGCAUCGUCUCUGUUCGGCCUGUUCGAGGAGAAUGGACCGUUUCGUAUCACGCGCGAUCUGGUGGCAGUAGAGCGGGAACACUCCUGGUACGAGAACCACCACCUGUUGUACAUAGAUAAUCCGGUAGGGACGGGAUUUAGCUUUACGGACAGUGAAGCUGGCUACGCACGCAACCAAGUACAGAUAGGCGAGGAACUGUAUUUGGCUGUGGUGCAGUUUUUGCGGCUCUUUCCGCAGCUCCAAUCGCUUCCGUUCUACAUUACGGGAGAAUCGUACGCGGGAAAGUAUGUGCCUGCGCUAGGGUAUACGAUACACCGGAAGAAUGCCGACCCAACAUCACUGUGGGUCAAUCUGACGGGUAUGGCGAUCGGUAACGGGUACAGUGAUCCGGUGAAUCAACUAAACUACGGCGAGUAUCUCUACCAGCUCGGAAUAAUUGAUAGCAAUGCGCUGGAACGGUUCGAACAGGACGAACAAACCGUAGCAACCUGCCUUGCCAAGGGAAACUAUCGCUGUGCGUUCGAGACUAUGGACGAUUUGCUGGAUGGUGAUGCGAACGGUGGAGGCUCCUUCUUCCGCAACGUAAGCGGGUUCGAAACGUACUACAACUAUCUACGCACGGCUGAAGAUCCGUUGGAUGCUUUUUUUCUGACACAAUUUUUAAACCUAGACGAAACGAGACGCGCCCUGCACGUUGGCGAUCAACCGUUUCACGAUCUCGACCAGGAGAAUCUGGUCGAACGAUACCUGGAGGAAGAUGUGUUCGCGACUGUAGCACCGUGGAUUGCCGAGCUGUUGCAACACUAUCGCAUUAUGUUCUACAACGGUCAGCUGGACAUUAUCUGUGCCUAUCCGAUGAUGGUAAACUAUCUGCAAAUGCUGCAGUUCGAUGGUGCCAACUACUAUCGAAGCGUACCGAGAGGCAAACUAGAGAUUGACGGCGAAAUUGCAGCAUACUUUAAGCUGGCAUUUGGUCUGGUGGAAGUUUUGGUACGUGAUGCAGGCCACAUGGUACCGCGCGAUCAGCCGAAAUGGGCACAUCGGUUAAUAACGGCUUUCACGCAUCCUGGCUCGGUCGACGGGUUUGUUUAGAAUAACGCUGAUGUUCUUACAAAAGUGUUUUUCUUUUUACAAAUAUUCCUCUAUCACAUACUGACAAUUAACACACGAUGAAGAUCGUGUUUCUAAUGGAAAGCAUUACACGUUGCUCACAGUUAAAUAAAAUAAUUAACCAUAAAAGCACAAGAAA
Molecule: messenger RNA, 1706 nt
Organism: Anopheles funestus (African malaria mosquito)
Lineage: Eukaryota; Metazoa; Arthropoda; Insecta; Diptera; Culicidae
Product: vitellogenic carboxypeptidase-like
Exons: 1
Coding region: 101-1549 (482 amino acids)
Biological process (GO): proteolysis
Molecular function (GO): serine-type carboxypeptidase activity
Source: RefSeq, a predicted model, not a curated record